This is a messenger RNA of Orbicella faveolata, 815 nucleotides long. RefSeq lists its product as uncharacterized. Lineage: Eukaryota; Metazoa; Cnidaria; Anthozoa; Scleractinia; Merulinidae. Gene Ontology annotation, molecular function: calcium ion binding; protein binding. The record is from RefSeq and is a predicted model, not a curated record.
CGCUGUUCCGUUCGCCACUGAAAAUUUCUUGAAAUUCAUACCGGAAUAUUUGGGCGAUGGGAAGUUCCCUUGGUUCGUCAAUCUUCUUCAAACUCCACAGAGACUUGCCUAUUUCUAUAAUCUAUUAAUAUUUAUUUGUUGUAGCAACCCUGGGUUUGUAUUCAAACGACCCGGCUCAUUCCUGUAAAGAAAUCCGGGACCUUGGAGUCUCUAGAAAAAACGGAAAGUACUGGAUCGACCCUGAGAAGAAUGGAAACCCUUUAAAUGUCUACUGUGACAUGACAACUGACGGAGGUGGCUGGCUUCUUGUCUCUGACGUUGUGGUGGGCAACUCUUCCAGACGUUUUAAUUUCCCAGUUGAGACGUCAUACCGAGGAGUAAGCAACUCUCCAAAGGUUCUCUCGAAGACUGCCAUGAAUCAGCUGAGAACACAUUUGUCUUUCACUCAACUGAGAUUCUUCUGCAGAAAACAACGCACGUUCCAUGUGAUCACGACGAAAAAUAGUUCUGGUGAAGCUGUAGUCCAGUAUUUCAGCGGACAGACCGAUACCCAGCCAGCUUCCUGUGGUUCGUACGUGAAAAUGGAUGACGAUGACUCGGUUUUAGCUGGAAUCUGCAGUAAGUGGGGAUAUGAUGGAUCCUUUAACGUUGGCAAAUGGGGCCACAUGAGGGAUCAAACUAGGUUGUACGACCACCCUGUUGUUGCGUUCUAUGGGCGUGUCUUUUGGAUUGCUCCUAAUUCCAACAGAUGGGAAUGCGAUGACAUUUACACAGGGGUGACUUCUGGUAACGUCUGGAAAAUCUUUGUUCGUUGA